Molecule: messenger RNA, 1537 nt
Organism: Lagopus leucura (white-tailed ptarmigan)
Lineage: Eukaryota; Metazoa; Chordata; Aves; Galliformes; Phasianidae
Gene: DLK1
Product: delta like non-canonical Notch ligand 1
Exons: 5
Coding region: 178-1338 (386 amino acids)
Biological process (GO): heterophilic cell-cell adhesion; establishment or maintenance of epithelial cell apical/basal polarity
Cellular component (GO): protein-containing complex; plasma membrane
Molecular function (GO): calcium ion binding
Source: RefSeq, a predicted model, not a curated record
UCUGCACAGCCGGGCUGGGGGUAGCCGGGCAGCGUUCCGCUCUCGCUUUCUCCUCCCGCCCCACCGCACCGCAACUCGCCGGCUCUGCGGGCGGAGGCCGGGGGUGCCUCCUCCUUUUUCUCCUCCUCCUCGCCACCCGGGAGGAUCCGCGUGAGCUCCGCGCUCAGCGGUCCCAACAUGAGGCUGCGCGCCGCCGGGCUCCUCGGCUGCUGCUGCUGCUGCUGCUGCCUGCUGCCCUUCGUCCUCCCCGCCGCCCCAGGUGUGAGCUGUAAAGCUGGCUGCCACCCAGUGAACGGGUUUUGUGAAUUUCCCAGAGAAUGCAGGUGUCUGCCUGGUUGGCAGGGUACUCUCUGCAAUCAGUGUGUCCCUUUCCCUGGGUGCUUGCAUGGCAGCUGUGUCAAACCCUGGCAGUGCAUCUGUGAGGAGGGCUGGGUUGGCAGCCUCUGUGACAUAGAUAUUCAGCCAUGCUCUGCAAAGCCCUGCACCAAUAACUCAACAUGCAUAGAGACUGGUGAUGGAGGAUAUAUUUGUCUGUGUGCCCAGGGAUUUACAGGAAAAAACUGCCAUCUCAGGAAAGGACCUUGUAUUAUUAAUGGCUCUCCCUGCCAGAAUGGAGGAACAUGCGUUGAUGACAAUGGUUUUGCACCCCAUGCUUCCUGUUUGUGCCCUUCUGGUUUUGCUGGCAACUUCUGUGAAAUAGAUAGGGAUGACUGUGAAUCCAACCCAUGUGAAAAUGGAGGAACAUGUACAGAUAUUGGUGCAGGUUUCAGCUGUUUAUGUCCCCAUGGUUAUACAGGAAAACUCUGCAGCAGCCGUGUCACAUUCUGUGCAAGUGACCCAUGUGUGAAUGGAGGAACAUGCAAAGAACAUCCACAGGGAGGAUUCAAAUGCAUCUGUAAGCCAGAAUUUGUUGGUGCCACCUGCAAAUAUGCCAGCAAAAAUACAAGCCUUUCUGCAGUGAAUAUUGGCACAAAGAACAUGCAGAAUUACAAGCUUCCACCAAAAGCUCAUCACAGAUCAGUGCAUCAAGAACAUGAAAUCCUGAAAAUAACAGUGAAAGAAACAAUCCAAAAUGCAGAUCCCUUGCUCAGUAAAAGCCAAGUGAUAUGUUUUGUUGUACUGGGAUUACUUACAUGUCUUGUAGUUUUGGGUACAACUGGGAUUGUAUUUUUUUCAAAAUGUGAAAUGUGGUUGGCUAAUGCCAAAUAUAGUCAUCUCCUGCGCAAGAAAAAGAACUUUCUUCUGAAGUCUAGUAAUGGGGAAAACCUUUCUGUUAAUAUUAUUUUCCCAGAGAAAAUCAAAUUGACAAAUUACACCAAGAACUACACUGCCAUCUAGCCCCUUGAAAGCUUGCUACCAAAUUGAAACAUUUCAUAACUAUAUGUAAAAUAAAUUGAACUUAUUACCUGUGGUUGGCCUCAGGAUCUGUGGGUGCGUUUGCUGCAGCUUGUGCUGGAUGGUAAUGAAGACAAAUGUAACAUAUCUGUAUUGCAAAGGAUUUUUCAUUCCCCAAAGUAAAUCUAAAAAAAAAAAAAAA